This is a messenger RNA of Momordica charantia (bitter melon), 915 nucleotides long. Its product is annotated as Ankyrin repeat family protein. NCBI's taxonomy places the organism in Eukaryota, Viridiplantae, Streptophyta, Magnoliopsida, Cucurbitales, Cucurbitaceae. Gene Ontology annotation, biological process: positive regulation of protein catabolic process; protein ubiquitination. Gene Ontology annotation, molecular function: protein binding. The record is from RefSeq and is a predicted model, not a curated record.
GCAAUUGUUUUGUUUUGGGAAUCUCUGCGGCCUUCCUCUGUCCUUCUGAAUAACCUAGAGCACCGGAGAAGACGAUUAUGGCGGUUCCCGGCAGGCGCAACGGCAUGGUAGACGAAGACGAUUACGAGGAAGAUAAUGCCCUCUUUGAAGAGGAUGGUGUCAUGGAAUUCGAUUCUGAUACGCCACCACACCUCCGCCCCCUAGCUACCGCCGCCCAGCUCGGCGACGUUAAUGGCCUGCGCUCCGCUCUAGAUAACUUGACAAUGGGAAGUAUAGAUGAUGCUGUGGAAGAUGGGGAUACAGCUCUCCACCUUACUUGUCUCUACGGCCAUCUGCCAUGUGUCCAGUUACUGCUGGAAAGAGGGGCAAACUUGGAGGUUGAAGAUGAGGAUGGUGCCAUUCCUUUGCAUGAUGCUUGUGCAGGGGGUUUUUUAGAGAUUGUUCAACUCCUAAUUAACAGUGCUAACAACACAGACUGCCUGAAGAGGAUGCUAGAAUCAGUCGAUGCAGAAGGUGACACUCCUCUUCAUCAUGCCGCAAGAGGCGAGCAUGCUGCAGUUGUAAGGUUACUGCUAGCUUCAGGGGCAUCUCCCACCAAGGAAAAUACAUACGGGAAGGCCCCGACUGAACUUGCCGAUCCUGGGACGGAGGCCAGGACGAUUUUGGAGGCUGCCUCGGCCCAAUUCGCGAUGGGGUGUCAGUAAGGCCUCAUCUGAUAGGUGCUUAAAAUGGCUUCAGGAUUUCUUUGGGCUUUGAUAGUUUUGGUUUUAGUCUGUAAACUUUGUUCAUAGCGUUGCAGUUUCCAUCUUUCCCAGAGGCAUUCUUGUUUAUUCUGCACAGAAUUGCUAUAAAUUAUGAAAACUGAAAAAUAGGAUUGGUUAGUUUUAUAAAAAGAACCUUUAAUGUUAAUUUUAA